Molecule: messenger RNA, 5266 nt
Organism: Sardina pilchardus (European sardine)
Lineage: Eukaryota; Metazoa; Chordata; Actinopteri; Clupeiformes; Clupeidae
Gene: slc7a1a
Product: solute carrier family 7 member 1a
Exons: 12
Coding region: 684-2651 (655 amino acids)
Biological process (GO): L-ornithine transmembrane transport; L-arginine import across plasma membrane
Cellular component (GO): plasma membrane
Molecular function (GO): L-lysine transmembrane transporter activity; L-arginine transmembrane transporter activity; L-ornithine transmembrane transporter activity
Source: RefSeq, a predicted model, not a curated record
AGAUUUGUCCAAACAAAAAAUCCUGAUGCAAUCUCUGAGUCUGAGCACUGAGACCACAUUCAAGUGGUCACUUUAUUUAUAUAGCCCAUUUAAAAACAACGGUAGUUGACCCCAUAGCGCUUCACAACCAGUAUCAUUCAGUACAUUUAGCAGCAUGGUCAGGUGUACUUUUUUCCACUUGUUUGCACUGACCGCUCUCGGUCAGUGUUACCACUCUGUGUGUGUUAGCAGUCGGUCAGCUCUGAUGUGUUCAGGGGCAGGUGUAUUUGUCUCGGGGUGGUCUGGUGGCCGCGGCUUCCGCGUCUGACUGGUGGGAACCAGGGUGAUUGACAGUGUUCGGGCUCAGUGCGUCGCCAGCGUCGUUGAGGGCAGCUGGGAAUAGCCUGGCCAUGUGAUGUGUCAACAUUCUAUUUGUAGGUCGCCCAUGGAAAUGGGCUACAGUUGCAGGGGUGUCUGAAGAAUAGAGUUCAGUGAUAGGUCUGUCUCUCACUCUGUGCCUCUUUUUCUCUUCCUCUCUCUCUCUCUCUCUCUCUCUCUCUUGCUCUACCUCUCUCUCUCGCUCUCUCUCACUAGGUGAAGCCUUUGUGAAUUCUGUGUUCCUAGUGAAGUCCACAGCCCACUGAGUCCUGCAUGUGCUGUAUCUGACAGUGUGUGAAGAAGAACAACGGGAACGUAACAGAACCAUGGUUCUCCACAAGCUCAUGGACUUUGGCAAGCAGCUGCUGCGGGUGAAGGUGGUGGACUGCAACACCGAGGACUCGCGGCUCUCGCGCUGCCUCAACACCUUCGACCUGGUGGCGCUGGGCGUGGGCAGCACGCUUGGCGCCGGCGUCUACGUGCUAGCCGGCGCGGUGGCGCGCGAGAACUCCGGCCCCGCCAUCGUCCUGUCCUUCCUCAUCGCCGCCAUGGCGUCCGUGCUGGCCGGCCUCUGCUACGCCGAGUUCGGGGCGCGCGUGCCCAAGACGGGCUCCGCCUACCUGUACAGCUACGUCACCGUCGGAGAGCUCUGGGCCUUCAUCACCGGCUGGAACCUCAUCCUCUCCUACGUCAUCGGGACCUCUAGCGUCGCAAGAGCGUGGAGUGCUACGUUUGACGAGCUGGUUGGCAAUCACAUUCAGCACUUCUGCCGUCAGUAUAUGACCAUGAACGCCCCCGGAAUCCUGGCUGAGUAUCCCGACAUGUUUGCAGUGGUCAUCAUCCUCACUCUCACUGGCCUGCUAGCCUUUGGGGUGAAGGAGUCGGCCAUUGUGAACAAAGUCUUCACCUGCAUCAACGUCCUGGUGCUGGUGUUCGUGGUCGUGUCAGGACUCGUCAAGGGCACGCUGAAGAACUGGCAACUCGUCCCCGCGGACAUACUCAACGGGACCGACUCCACUCAUAAUGGUACUGACCCGUCCCUGGAGGGUGUGGACCUUGGCGUGGGCGGCUUCAUGCCCUACGGCUUCAAUGGCGUCCUCUCUGGCGCCGCCACCUGUUUCUACGCCUUCGUGGGCUUUGACUGCAUCGCCACCACAGGUGAAGAGGUGAAGAACCCCCAGAGGGCCAUCCCCAUCGGCAUCGUGUCCUCUCUCCUCAUCUGUUUCGUGGCCUACUUCGGCGUGUCGGCCGCCCUCACCAUGAUGAUGCCCUACUACAUGCUGGACAAGAACAGCCCGCUGCCCGUGGCCUUCACCUACGUGGGCUGGGAGGGGGCUACCUACGCCGUGGCCGUGGGCUCUCUCUGCGCCCUCUCCACCAGUCUGCUGGGCUCCAUGUUCCCUCUCCCGCGUAUUAUCUUUGCCAUGGCCCGCGACGGUCUGCUCUUCACCUUUCUGUCGCACGUCAGCGAGAGGAAGACGCCCAUCAUGUCCACCGCGGCAGCUGGUGUCAUGUCCGCGGUCAUGGCCUUCCUGUUUGACCUGAAGGAUCUGGUCGAUCUCAUGUCCAUCGGCACAUUGCUGGCCUACACACUAGUUGCCGCCUGUGUCCUGGUUCUCAGGUACCAGCCUGAGCAGCCGAGCCUGGCGUACCAGAUGGCCAGCACUCAGGAGGAGGUGGAGCUGACCGAGUCCAUGGGCGCCCCGAGCAUGGGCAUCCUGCCCGGCGUGGAGCAGCGCUUUACGCUCAAAACCAUGCUCUUUCCGGAAAACACCGACCCCUCACACCUCUCUGGCUUCGCCGUUAACGUCUGCACGAGUUUACUCGGAGUGUUGAUCCUGGCGUUCAGUAUCCUGGCAGUACAGGGCAGUGCGGCGGUGUGGGUCAUCGUGUCCCUGAGUGUCCUGUUCAUGGUCUGCCUCGUCCUGGUGUUCAUCAUCUGGAGACAGCCAGAGAGCCGGACCAAGCUCUCCUUUAAGGUGCCCCUGCUUCCCUUCCUCCCUGUAGUCAGCAUGUUUGUCAAUGUCUACCUGAUGAUGCAGCUGGACAGAGGCACCUGGAUCCGCUUUGCUGUCUGGAUGGCUUUAGGUUUCGUGAUCUACUUUGGGUACGGGAUACGACACAGCGUCGAGGCCGCACUCUCCCGACGCCCAAGUCCAGAGGAGCUCAGGGCCUACAAGCCCACAUCCUCCAUCAACGGAGACUCCCGCGGCUCCCCCGAGAAAGAGGCCUUCCUCAGUAACGGCCUGGCUGCCAGGGCCGAUGACGAGGGUGAACUCUUAGAGUCGUCAUAAAACAAAAACAUCUUCCCCUGUAAAUUUUAUGCGAAAAUAAUGUAUAUUUGACGCAAUGGGAUGUAUAAACUUCAAGAUGUCCAGACACAUUUUUGGAAAAAAAAAAGAACUUUAAGCUUGAAGGAGAGCACACCUCACCCAAAGGGAAACCUUGUCAGGAUUAGACACUAUUGUACAGCUGACUCUCUGUGUGAGAGACCAAGAGCUCUUUGACGAACAUUUUAGCAUUUGACGGCUAUUGAAUUGCCUGAAAAAAAUAAUUGCUAAACAAAGGCCUUUCUGUUUUCCAAAUUUGAGCUCAUUUGGAGGAAGGGGCUUUGACUUCAGCCGAGAUAGCGCUGAGUUUGUCUGACAAGUGUUAUCAAAUGGAGCAGAGGAUAAGUCGCAUCAUGGUUGCUUGUACUAAAUUUGGAUUCAUGUGCAACACAGUCUUUGAGGUUUCUCUGCUGUUAGUGUUAACUAUUAACAUUUGGCUCUUUGUGAGACUUGCCUUCAUCAGUCCCUGAUGAGGAUUUCAGUUAUUGAUCUACAGGUGGUAUAUUUUUGUUGCCAUUUUUUUUUUCAAAGUGAUGACCCAGUAGAGAGAUACAGUACUUAUCUGCCACAGACUACUUGAUAGAGUUGGGAUAGGACAGACUCAUGUGGGCUUGUGAGUGUAUACAGCAUCUUAAUGCAUAUUUCAGUGUUGCCUUUCAGCAGACAUUCAUGACAGUCUGUUCCAUGGUAUCAAUUCAACUCAAGCGUGAGCUGCUAAGGUUUGGACUUGGCCUACCCAAGUAUUUCUUACUCAACACCCCCAGAGAGUUGUGUCUUUAUAUUUGUUAGUUUUAUAGAGUGGAAUUAAGCUGGUCUGAACGAUGGAGUGUAGAUUUAACCUUCACAGUGCUGGGUACUGUGUUUUUUUAAUCUAACCGACCUCAACCAUGCCUAAAGUGCGUUAUUGGUUGAAAAAAAUUGUAGGUAGUUGUAUCUCAUUAGUGUACUUUUUCUGCCAGAUGUUGCACAGGAGGUGUACAAAUGUACUCGUGAGUAAUUGUAGACAUGCUUAGAAGUGGUGAUAUUGUGCAGAAAUGCAUAUCUCUGGGAAACAGACUGUAGAAGACCCUUCCUUUUUUCCUGUCAUGUUUUUCCCCCUACCAGAAAAUAGUAUCAAACAAGAUGAACCAGAUCAUCAAAAAGAUGAAUCUUUGUCUUUUUGAAGUCUGCCGUAGGUCUGGUUUAGGAUGUUUCAAAUAUAUGAAACUAUACUGAUCAUUCCUGCCCACAUAUCCCCUAUCUACUGUAUAUCCAGUUACAUUGCGCAGUAUUCAUCUGGUUCAACUGAACUGUCAAAAUAUUCUCUGGUCUGCAUGUAGCUCAGCAUUGUAAUGAGUAUUCGCUCUUUGCAUGUUGUACCCCAGACAUAAUUGUUGGUAUUGCCAUUGCCUUAUAGGAAAAAGUAAUGUUAACCUGCUUGAAGAUCAACUGUGGCUAUGCACAAAUGAGUAGUCUAUUUUAUUGAUAAUCAGACUUUUUUCUGUAUAUAAGAUGUUGUUCAUACUUGCUUUAUGAAUUGACUAAUUUGUAAAUGGCGAAUUCUGCUUUUGUAAAAGCUAAAUAUAUGUCAUGAUGCCACAGCUGGCUAUAGAUUGAUAAUAGAUGUUUUGUGGUUUGUGUAUAUCAGUUUCAUUGUCUAGUGUACUGUAUGUGCCUGUCUCUGUGUCUGCUUAUGUUGGGCUAUUUUGUAAAAAUGGAAAGAAAACAGUUGGUUUAACUGUCUCUUUAAUUUCUUACAUGGAUGUGUUGCACGAACACUAAAUGUAGCCUAUGUGCAGCUUCUCAUAGUGUGUCUAAUCCAUCCUCAGAUCCCAUUGAAAAGGAGCAUUCCACUCAAACUCUAAACUCUCAGGCCACGUCCACACGGAGACGCGUUUUGGGUUAAACGCAGAUGUUUUGCAUUGUUUUGGCCGAUCGUCCAAACGAAUCCUCCAAACGCAUAGCCCUCCAGGUCCCAGAGUGCGUAAGUUUGAAAACGCAGCCCUCUAGCGUUCGUUUGGACGGCGGAAAACGUAUACCUGCGUUUCGAUGAUGUCAUCGCCACACUCCUCGACCUUCAGAUUCUUCUAUCACAAGUUUGCCAGUAUUCAGUGUCAGUAUAUUUAUUAUUAUUUUCAUUGAGUGUGAAAAUGAUAUUAACUAUUACAGACAAAUACACCAGAAAAGUGUGUGUCUAUAUGGGAUUAUUUUUGGAUUCAUACGUUAUCAAUCAUAGGGACAGAGAGAAUCCAGUUUGUUUUUGUCAUAGACAAAUAAUCCCUAUUUGUAUAUGAAGUGUUUGGUGAACAGCUUACAGCAGUUUUGCCUUUAAAUAUUGCACAAUGUGUUUCCUGAUGUGUCAGCAGCUUAAGAAUUGUAUACACAUACGCAGCUGCACCUGUUUGUAUUCAGUGGCCUGAAAAAAAUAAAUUGGCAAAAUACUUCAAACAGAUCAGAGAGUUUAUGGACAUCCUCAGUACAACACACCUCGUUAUCUCCCAUGAGGGAUAAUUGUUACUAUUUUUUAAAACAAAUGAUUCAGUGGAUACUGUAGCUGAACUUGUGGAGAAGUACUUGCAUUAGCUUAAGAGUAUAUCUGU